Messenger RNA from Oncorhynchus nerka (sockeye salmon), 1173 nucleotides. Its product is annotated as homeobox protein Hox-B5b-like. The record is from RefSeq and is a predicted model, not a curated record. Gene Ontology annotation, molecular function: DNA-binding transcription factor activity, RNA polymerase II-specific; RNA polymerase II cis-regulatory region sequence-specific DNA binding. Bases 168 to 998 code for a protein of 276 amino acids. The transcript is spliced from 2 exons. Gene Ontology annotation, biological process: regulation of transcription by RNA polymerase II; anterior/posterior pattern specification. Gene Ontology annotation, cellular component: nucleus. NCBI's taxonomy places the organism in Eukaryota, Metazoa, Chordata, Actinopteri, Salmoniformes, Salmonidae.
GACUGGUCAACAAAGGCACGUGAUUCCCGAGCGCUCUCCCAUAUUUGGCCGCAUACCUGGCAAAGUUCAGUAGGCUUCAUUGCUAUAAUUCAUGAUUACAUCAUAAAUCGUGAAGCAGAGGAUUAUAGCGACAAAGAUCUACAAAUCCAGUCUUUAAAAACAACCAAAUGAGCUCUUACUUUGUUAACUCGUUUUCAGGGCGCUAUCCGAAUGGCUCCGACUAUCAGUUAUUAAAUUAUGGGACUAACGGCGCUGUGAACGGUACGUUUAGGGAUUCUGGCACCAUGAACUCCGGGUCUUUCGGCUGCAACUACAAUGGCAUGGACCUAACCGUAAAUCGCACCAACACUGGUAGCCACUUCGGGGCUGUUGGGGAUGAUACCCGUGGUUUCCCGUCCACGGGCACGGACGCCCGGUACAGACAGCCGACCUGCUCGCUCUCGUCUCCACAUCCACACCCCCUGCCUUGCGGCACCCCCGAGUCUUUGGAAAUAAAAAGCCCCUCUCCUCCAUCUGACCGGACCACGACCUCGGGCGGCAAUAAUAAUCUCAACAAAGGCAACAACAGUCAUUUCACAGAGAUAGAGGAUACCACCGUUGUCUCUGAGUCCGAGGAAGGUGCACACACAAGCAGCACGGCUCCCCGGGCGCAACAACCACAACAGGAGUCCAACGCAACCUCCACGACGGCGAACGAUUGCCAAACGCCACAAAUAUUCCCUUGGAUGCGGAAACUGCACAUUAACCAUGAAAUGGCUGGACCUGAUGGGAAAAGGGCCCGAACAGCGUACACCCGCUACCAGACGCUAGAACUGGAGAAAGAAUUUCACUUCAAUAGAUACCUAACCCGGAGGAGGAGAAUAGAGAUAGCCCACACUUUGUGCCUCACGGAACGACAAAUAAAAAUAUGGUUCCAGAAUCGAAGGAUGAAAUGGAAGAAGGACAAUAAACUGAAAAGUAUGAGUCUGGUGACAGGAGGUAGCGCGUUCCAUAACUGAGCUCGAACUGCAAGUGAUGAUAAGGGGGAAUCCGGAGUGUAAAACUAAAGCGCAGCACCUUUCGGCAUGUUGUGAUUUUAGACGGAAAUAUGUUCUGUGGUCUUAAACAGGCGUUUCGUUUUCCAUUGUGUUAUGGUAACCCGUAUAACUUAUCUUUGGAAAUAGGAGGGGGGGG